Molecule: messenger RNA, 2886 nt
Organism: Anarrhichthys ocellatus (wolf-eel)
Lineage: Eukaryota; Metazoa; Chordata; Actinopteri; Perciformes; Anarhichadidae
Gene: ogdhb
Product: oxoglutarate dehydrogenase b
Exons: 13
Coding region: 1-1764 (587 amino acids)
Biological process (GO): tricarboxylic acid cycle
Cellular component (GO): oxoglutarate dehydrogenase complex; mitochondrion
Molecular function (GO): oxoglutarate dehydrogenase (succinyl-transferring) activity; thiamine pyrophosphate binding
Source: RefSeq, a predicted model, not a curated record
AUGAAUGAAUUCAUCCUCUCAUCCACACAGAUCGGGUUCACCACGGAUCCCAGGAUGGCGCGUUCGUCUCCGUAUCCCACGGACGUGGCACGCGUCGUCAACGCUCCCAUCUUCCACGUCAACGCAGACGACCCGGAGGCUGUGAUGUAUGUGUGCAAAGUGGCAGCCGAGUGGAGGAACACCUUCCAUAAAGAUGUAGUGGUGGACCUGGUGUCUUACAGACGCAACGGCCACAACGAGAUAGACGAGCCGAUGUUCACGCAGCCGCUGAUGUACAAGCAGAUCAAGAAGCAGAAAGGAGUCCUGCAGAAGUUUGCAGAAAAAGUCAUCGCCGAGGGCGUCGUCACGACACCAGCGUACGAGGAGGAAGUAGCGAGGUACGACAGAAUAUGCGAGGAGGCUUACGCUCGCUCCAAAGAUGAGAAGAUCCUUCACAUCAAACACUGGCUGGACUCGCCGUGGCCCGAUUUCUUCACAUUGGAGGGACAGCCUAAGAGCAUGAGCUGCCCCUCCACUGGCAUCAGUGAAGAAGAGCUCGGCCAUAUUGGAAAUAUCGCUGCUUCCGUCCCCGUGGAGGACUUCACGAUCCACGGAGGUUUGAGUCGUAUCCUAAAAGGCCGUACGAAUAUGGUGAAUCAGCGAGUGUGCGACUGGGCCCUCGGGGAAUAUAUGGCCUUUGGCUCUCUGCUCAAAGAUGGGAUCCACGUUCGCCUCAGCGGACAGGAUGUGGAGAGGGGAACAUUCAGCCAUCGGCAUCAUGUUCUUCACGACCAGAACGUUGACAAGAGGAUCUGCAUCCCGAUGAACUACGUCUCCCCCGAUCAAGCUCCGUACACCGUCUGCAACAGCUCUCUGUCGGAGUACGGAGUGCUGGGUUUUGAACUGGGCUUCGCCAUGGCCAGUCCCAACGCUCUGGUUCUGUGGGAGGCCCAGUUUGGAGACUUUCACAACACGGCUCAGUGCAUCAUCGACCAGUUCAUCAGCUCCGGUCAGGCCAAGUGGGUCCGACAGAACGGCAUCGUGCUGCUGCUUCCUCACGGCAUGGAGGGAAUGGGUCCGGAGCACUCGUCUGCUCGCCCUGAAAGGUUUCUGCAGAUGUGCAACGACGAUCCUGAUGUUUUCCCCAAACUGUCGGAGGACUUUUCGGUGCGUCAGCUGUACGACUGUAACUGGAUCGUCGUCAACUGCUCGACUCCCGCAAACUACUUCCACGUCCUCCGCAGACAGAUCCUGCAGCCCUUCAGGAAGCCCCUGAUCGUGUUCACUCCCAAGUCGCUGCUGCGCCACCCGGAGGCCAAGUCCAGCUUUGACGACAUGCUUCCAGCGACUCACUUCAAGCGUUUGAUCCCAGACGACGGCGCUGCAGCCGCCGACCCAGAGAAGGUGAAGAGAGUCGUUUUCUGCUCCGGAAAGAUCUACUACGAGCUGAUCAGAGAGCGCAGGAACAGAGGCCUGGACCAGGAUGUGGCCGUGGUCCGCGUGGAACAGCUCUCACCGUUCCCGUUCGAUCUGGUGAAAGCGGAGACGGAUCGAUACCUGAACGCUGACCUGGUCUGGUGCCAGGAAGAGCACAAGAACCAGGGCUACUACGACUACGUCAAGCCCCGCCUCCGCACCACCAUCGGCCACACGCGGCCCGUCUGGUAUGCCGGUCGUGACCCUGCAGCCGCUCCAGCUACCGGGAACAAACCGACUCACCUGGCGGAGCUGCAGCGUUUACUGGACACGGCCUUCGAUGUGGAGGCGUUCUCAGGGAAAGUGUAGCCGCAGGUUUCACACCUACUCGUGUUUUUCAUUUACACAUCGUAUAAAACGACGCACAAUGAAAAUAACACUGUUACCGUGACGUCCGCGUGUUCACAGAGAUGGUCGCUGCUGUUAAGUUUCACCUGCAUUAAAUGUAGCAAUUUAUACAAAAUGUAAUUUAAUAAUGAGACUUUUAUCUUCAUUUUAGCUUUGCUUUCAUUUCAAAAUAAUGUCAUGAUGAUAAUAAUAAUAAUGAUGAUGCACAUCCAGAAUCUACCAAAAUCACCUGCUCAACACACGUUUGAAUCAUUUAUUGAUCCGCGGUAGAAUUUCCUAGAAAUGUAUUUUAGUUAAAAGACAAUCAGAGGAAACCUUGACUACGUUUACAUGCCCACUAAUACUCCACUGUUAUUCAGAAUAUGAUGAUAUUCUGAAUUUAAUAUGGUUCAAACGUCAUAUUCUGAAUCCUCUCGUGCAUGUAAACGUAGUCACGGAUGCACAUAUUUAUUUUUCAAUAGUCUGAUGGAAAAUAAGGGUAUUCUUGCCAAGAGUUGGCUGAGAUCGACAUCACUGUUAUCAGUCCGUUAGCUUAGCUUAGCAUAAAGACGAAACGGAAACUCAAAAACUCACUUUUUUUAAUGAAUCCGUUGAAAUCCUAAAGUGUAAAAAUGACACUUUAUGCUUUUAACGGGGUUACGUGUCAGGCUAGCUUUAUGCUAAGCUAAGCUAACUAGCUGCAUAUUUAGCCGUGAAAGCAAAUUGGUGCAUUUCACCCAGAAUGUGAAACUGGUCCUUUAAACUGGAAUUGAUUUGUCUGCGAUAUAAUUUUUUGUGAUUAUUUGAAAUGAUUGAGCCGAGGUUCACGAUAUUUUAUUAUGUUCGUGAGUCAGUCCUCCAAAUAUUAACAUGAAUUAAAAUCUUUUAUUCAGUCAAAGAGUAAAGAAACAGACGUCAACAUGCAGCUUAUCUUCAUCACACCUCUAUUUAUUUGCUCCUCCUCUUCCUCCGGCCUUCAUCCUGUAUUACGUAACGACGUCACGUCUGGAACGAAGGAGACUUCUGAGGCGCAGCUGAAGGAUGUAUUUAUGUUCAUAAAGUGUUGUAUGUUUUGGAUAAAUAAAGAUUGUAGUUCCUGGUGAA